UAAUGUGAUGCGUUAUAGAGGCAUUGCAUGGGGGUUGUUCCAUGAGUAUUAGCAUUGAUGGCUUGUUGUGCAGUGACACAGAGUACAAAUGAGUGUAGAAUCUCUCUGCUUUAUACCCCUGUACUAAGGAGCAAGUCCCGACAUAACGAUCAAUGGUGAUACUGGUGGUAUUCCAGAAGGUGAAACACAUCGCUGCCACGCCAUUGGCCAAUAUUUCAACGCCUUUAUUUUCUGGAAUUCAUCAUGAUAUGCUAGUUACACCAUACAAACCAUGGAUGGCUAUAUCUCAGGGAGUGUUAAAGAUUACACGCUCAUGCUUUGUAUAUCUGCCAGGCUUAGUCAUCUGCUCAUCACUGUCCAUGUAUUUAGCAUGGGGAGCCUUGUGGAGGAGACAAACAGGAUCAACGCAGUGGCUCAUGUAAAAGAUGAACCACCAAGAACGGUCCUAUUGGACAUAUCGUAA
Williopsis jadinii is the source of this 463-nucleotide messenger RNA. RefSeq lists its product as uncharacterized. The record is from RefSeq and is a predicted model, not a curated record. Lineage: Eukaryota; Fungi; Ascomycota; Saccharomycetes; Phaffomycetales; Wickerhamomycetaceae. The coding region runs from base 153 to 422 and encodes 89 amino acids. The transcript is spliced from 2 exons.